AUGAGUUAAUAUAAGGAAAGACUGAUAAAGGAAAAGAUAGGUAACCUAAUUUAGAGUGUAAUUCUUCAAGUAAUUAAUAGGGUACAUAGGAGGAUUAUACAAUUUGGGGAGAAUCAAAAGGUAAUUUGUUCUCAAGAGCUGCCAAUUUUGCAUCCAAGGAGGUUGAAAAAGUUUAUGGGUUAUAAGCACUGAAAAUAAUAAUGAAUUUUCAUGAAUAUUGUUAACAACAUAAUAAUGUAGUUGAUUAAUUAAUUAAACAUAGUAAAUUUGCUAUUUAUGUAAAAUUCUAAUAAUGCAUUUUAUUUUGA
This is a messenger RNA of Paramecium octaurelia, 308 nucleotides long. NCBI's taxonomy places the organism in Eukaryota, Ciliophora, Oligohymenophorea, Peniculida, Parameciidae. The record is from the annotation of a GenBank genome assembly.